Messenger RNA from Jaculus jaculus (lesser Egyptian jerboa), 3545 nucleotides. It is a transcript of the gene Ikzf2, whose product is annotated as IKAROS family zinc finger 2. The transcript is spliced from 8 exons. Gene Ontology annotation, molecular function: RNA polymerase II cis-regulatory region sequence-specific DNA binding; DNA-binding transcription factor activity. The record is from RefSeq and is a predicted model, not a curated record. NCBI's taxonomy places the organism in Eukaryota, Metazoa, Chordata, Mammalia, Rodentia, Dipodidae. Bases 220 to 1800 code for a protein of 526 amino acids. Gene Ontology annotation, biological process: regulation of transcription by RNA polymerase II.
CCGGGCUAACCCUGCUCCUCGCUGAAGAUGGAGGAAGUAAAAACAGGAUUACCCUUAGCUACAGAUCCACUGCCUUAGUUUCCACCACCCACCGCAGUGCACAAACACACGUUAGGCACAGGAAAGAAAGACAGAGAGAGGACACACUAACAGUAAACACAAACAAAAGGGUGAUGGGAUUAUUUUACUGCAUGCACUGCUGAGCACUGCACUUUGACUAUGGAAACAGAGGCUAUCGAUGGCUAUAUAACAUGUGACACUGAGCUUUCACCUGAAAGGGAGCACUCCAACAUGGCAAUUGACCUCACCUCAAGCACACCCAAUGGACAGCAUGCUUCCCCAAGUCACAUGACAAGCACAAAUUCUGUAAAGCUAGAAAUGCAGAGUGAUGAAGAAUGUGACAGGAAACCCCUGAGCCGUGAAGAUGAUAUCAGGGGCCAUGAUGAGGGGAGCAGCCUAGAAGAACCCCUAAUGGAGAGCAACGAGGUGGCUGACAACAGGAAAGUCCAGGAGCUUCAAGGCGAGGGAGGAAUCCGGCUUCCGAAUGGUAAACUGAAAUGUGACGUCUGUGGCAUGGUUUGCAUUGGGCCCAAUGUGCUUAUGGUACAUAAAAGGAGUCACACUGGUGAGCGCCCCUUCCACUGUAACCAGUGUGGCGCUUCUUUCACUCAGAAGGGCAACCUUCUGAGACACAUCAAGUUACACUCCGGAGAGAAGCCGUUCAAAUGUCCUUUCUGUAGCUAUGCUUGUAGAAGAAGGGACGCUCUCACAGGACACCUCAGGACCCACUCUGUGGGAAAACCUCACAAGUGCAACUACUGUGGACGGAGCUACAAGCAGCGCAGCUCCCUGGAGGAGCACAAGGAACGCUGCCACAACUAUCUCCAGAAUGUCAGCAUGGAGGCUGCCGGCCAGGCCAUGAGUCACCACGUACCUCCUAUGGAAGAUUGUAAGGAACAAGAGCCUAUUAUGGACAACAAUAUUUCUCUGGUGCCUUUUGAGAGACCUGCUGUCAUAGAGAAGCUCACGGCAAACAUGGGAAAACGUAAAAGCUCCACUCCACAAAAGUUUGUGGGGGAAAAGCUCAUGCGAUUCAGCUACCCAGAUAUUCACUUUGAUAUGAACUUAUCGUACGAGAAGGAGGCUGAGCUGAUGCAGUCUCACAUGAUGGACCAAGCCAUCAACAAUGCAAUCACCUACCUUGGAGCUGAGGCCCUUCAUCCUCUGAUGCAGCACACGCCAAGCACAAUCGCUGAGGUGGCCCCAGUGAUAAGCUCAGCUUAUUCUCAGGUCUAUCAUCCAAAUAGGAUAGAAAGACCCAUUAGCAGGGAAACCUCUGAUAGUCAUGAGAACAACAUGGAUGGCCCUAUCUCUCUCAUCAGACCAAAGAGUCGACCCCAGGAAAGAGAGGCCUCUCCCAGCAAUAGCUGCCUGGAUUCUACUGACUCAGAAAGCAGCCAUGAUGACCACCAGUCCUACCAAGGAAACCCUGCCUUAAAUCCCAAGAGGAAGCAAAGCCCAGCUUACAUGAAGGAGGAUGUCAAAGCUCUGGAUGCCACCAAGGCUCCUAAGGGCUCUCUGAAGGACAUCUAUAAGGUUUUCAAUGGAGAAGGAGAACAGAUAAGGGCCUUCAAAUGUGAGCACUGCCGUGUCCUUUUUCUAGACCACGUCAUGUACACCAUUCACAUGGGUUGCCAUGGCUACCGGGACCCACUGGAAUGCAACAUCUGUGGCUAUAGAAGCCAGGACCGUUACGAGUUUUCAUCACACAUUGUUCGAGGGGAGCACACAUUCCACUAGGCCUUUUCAUUCCGCAGGGGACUCCUAUGAAGUAAAGAACUGCACAUGAAGAAAUACUGCACUUACAGCCCCCUUCCCUCAGAUGUUGACAUGCAUUUUCUAAUACUAUUCCCGUCAAUAAUUCUUACUUUGUGGAUGCAGUGUCAUUUGCUCUGCUUAAUUACAAUAAGGAAGAAAUGGAAGAGAGAAGGAACAGGGAUGUUGUCUCCUGAUAACUUGGCUUAUUUUGUGGGAAUUUAAAGCAGUUCAUUUCUGCCAUGCAUAGAUAUUAAGGCAUAUCAUGCUGUGGAAAAAAAAUCACUUGAUUUAUAGAUUCACCUAAGAUAUUCUAAUUUGCCACCUGGUGUUCAGGAUUGAUUAAAGGCAGGAAAGUAGAGUACUCUGGGUAGGACUUUGGCAAUUUGAAAUGGUACAAGUAAUUUUACUCUUCACAGAAGAACAUGUUUCAAAAUUAACCCAACUUUUGUUCUUAGAGAUUAUGGAAUACAAACAUGAUGUUAUUUUCAGUGAUAACUCGAUGAGUUGUGGGUUCUAUGUUUACCUCUCUAAGGAAUUUAUAAUUGAAUAUGUUUUACACUGUACCAUAUAAUAGCAAAACUUUUAAACUACAGGUAGUUAAGGGCCAUGACAAUACAUCUGAGGUCCUUUGAUCUUAUUUUUCUAAACUUAAGCACUGUUUUCCAUAGUUUUGAUGACUGGCAUUUUAUAGACACCUUGACAGCCUUACUUUUAACACCUGUAACAGAUAGUAUUUUUAUGUCAUUUUCAGAAUAACAGAUGGUCUAAGAGUGGGCAAGAGGCAGUCAGUAAUUUCCAGGAGGGAAUUCCACUUUUAAUAAAUUUAUUUGAGAUUUUUGUUUCUCAAGUUGUAAUAUGAUGGCAGCAUAGUAUGCACAACCUCUCUAAAAGUAUGCUUACAGUUGUCACUUUAUCGGCAUUUAAUCAGUGUUAAACAGUCAGCAGAAAAAUAUGAUUAGGCUAACAAUAGAGGGAAAUCCCACCCUGAGAAUCCUUUUCUGGCAUUUCUCUUUUCUCUCAUUUUCCAAGCUGUGACCACUCAGUGUUCUAUCUAUAAUCCAUUCCUCUUUUCCUCUUGGAGUAGAAGGUCUUAAAAGUCUUGCUCUAGGCUGCUUCUUUCAAAAUCACCUCAGAGCAACUGCUAAUUGGACCUGAAUGUGGUAACUUGAACCCUAUAAGGUUAUUGAACUAGGGCUAUUUAUUCUAGUAUUUCUUCAGUAAUAAUAUUUACUACUUUUGCUACAGAGAAAAGGGAAUUUCUUUGUAACCUGUUCAUAGGACUACAGGUCAAGCAAAGAAACAACAGAAUUUUCUCUUAACCAUCUUGGAGUCUCGAAUGUGGCAGAAUCUUUAGGUGAAGGUUCUGCCCAGUCAACUCCUUCAAUCCUCUUCAGAAAUGAAUCUUAGUACAGAGUUUUCCUUCUUUUAGUCCCAUACUUGAUGUGUUUGCAUGUGCAGGUUUUAAUUUCAUGUCUGUGAGUGCCUGCCUUUUCUUCACAGUCUUAACAGCAUGGUGGGGGGGGGGGAUUGAGUGUGUGGUUCUUAAGUCAUUUGGGGUACAUAACUUGGGGCUGUGUUUGAGAAAAACAGGUCCGACCAUGACUGGAUUAUUUGAUAACCAUUUGUCAAUGCUAAAAUUGUGCUAAGUAGCAAAAACCUAUUCAAAAACAUCAUUAAAUAGGGUGCUGAAAUUUCUUAACUACAGUGUGAUUUGAGGAGUAUCAAGA